Hydra vulgaris (swiftwater hydra) is the source of this 1298-nucleotide messenger RNA. Its product is annotated as zinc finger protein Gfi-1b. Gene Ontology annotation, molecular function: DNA-binding transcription factor activity, RNA polymerase II-specific; RNA polymerase II cis-regulatory region sequence-specific DNA binding. The record is from RefSeq and is a predicted model, not a curated record. Gene Ontology annotation, biological process: regulation of DNA-templated transcription. NCBI's taxonomy places the organism in Eukaryota, Metazoa, Cnidaria, Hydrozoa, Anthoathecata, Hydridae.
GUAUUACGUAAAUGAAAUUGAGCUAUUAAUUUAUAUUGGAAUUCUAUGUGUCACUUAUAAAAUGAAUUUCCAACAAAUAAGCAGCUCACAUGUAUUUCAACAACCGACUAGCAUCUUACUUUCCAAAAUGCCAAAAGCUUUUCUAAUAAAAAGAGAAUCAUGCUGUUUAGUUAACGGCUCGUGUAUUUUACAAACGUCUCCAUGUCAACAAGACACCAAAUAUAAUCAAUUACUUGCAUCCAGUGAAUUUGCACCUAAUGAAUCUUAUAAUAAAUCAUGUCAAUGGAAUGUAAACUUUACGGUAAAAGCCGAGAAUAUUUGUAAAUUCCGUGGCCUAAAAAUAAACAGUGUCAAAACAAGUUCGAGUUUCAGCAUUAAAGACAUUUUACUAAUGGAUAAAAACAACGAUCUUCCUAAAGAAAAAACAAAAACUUCGUUUGGUGUUCAAAAUUGUUAUCAGUACCAUAGUUUAUCGUCAGAUGAACUUAUUCCAUCUCCACAAGCUAGUAUUUUGAGUAUAGAAGAAGACAACGAAGAAAUUUGUUCUUCUAUUUAUCCUGAAAAUACAACCAAGAUCUUUUUUCCAAAAAUAAACAAUUCUUCAAACAUUAUAAACACUUUUCGUCAGUAUCAGUGCGAGAUUUGUCUCAAACAAUUUCAAAGGUCAAGUAGUUUGUCUAACCACCGUCUUAUUCAUAAAAACAAUAAAUCCUAUCGAUGUAAACAAUGCGGUACUUGUUUCCUUCGUAAAUCGGACUUAGAAAAGCACACUAUUAUUCAUAGUGGAAACAAACCAUACCAAUGUCACACUUGCGGAAAGCGAUUUAGUCAAUCUUCAAAUAUGUUAACGCACCAGCGCAGACAUACCGGUGUCAGGCCUUACUCUUGCAGUUUUUGCGGAAAAUGUUUUUAUCGAAAAGUCGAUGUUAGAAGACACGCCACUAUACAUAGAGCGCAUUAAACACUUUCUGGUUAUUUUUAAUAGUUUGGAUAAGCUUACCUAAAAAUACAAAUAUACACACAUAAGUUAUAAACUAAAAAAUACUAAAUUAUUUUGUAAAAACAAGACGUUGUUUUAUUUGUCGGCUCAUUCCAUUUGUUAGAGUUUCUCAAAAAUUUAAUAACUAUCUUACAGCUCAGUUAAAUAUAAAUUUAUUCACUUAUUUAAGUUAUUUUUAUUAUUAUUUUUAAAUUAUUGUACACUUAAAAUAAAUUAUUUUGCAAGGUAUAUUUAAUAUAUGAACUGUUCAAUCACGUGAUACUAAUUAAUUUGUUAUGAUCAAGUUCAAUUAUCGCUA